Balaenoptera musculus (blue whale) is the source of this 2299-nucleotide messenger RNA. It is a transcript of the gene TRIP13, whose product is annotated as thyroid hormone receptor interactor 13. The record is from RefSeq and is a predicted model, not a curated record. Lineage: Eukaryota; Metazoa; Chordata; Mammalia; Artiodactyla; Balaenopteridae. The transcript is spliced from 13 exons. Bases 146 to 1444 code for a protein of 432 amino acids. Gene Ontology annotation, cellular component: chromosome; nucleus. Gene Ontology annotation, biological process: meiotic recombination checkpoint signaling; reciprocal meiotic recombination. Gene Ontology annotation, molecular function: ATP hydrolysis activity; ATP binding.
GACGCUGCGCGCGGCAGGUUCGAAGCGCGGGCGCGGCCGGAGGGCUGAGGCUGCUGCGGUGGCGGCGGCGGUGGCGGCGGCGUGGGGCGAGAGGCGGCGGCGGCCGCGGUCCGGCCCGGUCCUCUCGGCUUCCGGCGGCGGCGCCAUGGACGAGGCCGUGGGCGACCUGAAGCAGGCGCUGCCCUGCGUGGCCGAGGCGCCGACCGUCCAUGUGGAGGUCCACCAGCGGAGCGGCAGCACUGCAAAAAAAGAAGAUCUAAAGCUGAGUGUUAGAAAGCUCCUCAACAGGCAUAAUAUCGUGUUUGGCGAUUACGCGUGGACUGAGUUUGAUGAGCCUUUUCUGACCAGAAAUGUGCAGUCUGUGUCCAUUGUUGACACGGAAUUAAAGGCUAAAGAUCCACAGCCCAUUGAUUUGAGCACGUGCACCAUUGCACUUCACAUCUUCCAGCUGAAUGAAGAUGGCCCCAGCAGUGAAAAUCUGGAGGAAGAGACAGAAAAUAUAAUUGCAGCAAACCAUUGGGUGCUGCCUGCAGCUGAAUUCCAUGGGCUUUGGGACAGCCUGGUGUAUGAUGUGGAAGUCAAAUCUCACCUCCUUGACUAUGUGAUGACAACUUUACUGUUUUCAGACAAGAAGGUCGACAGCAAUCUCAUCACCUGGAACCGGGUGGUGCUGCUUCAUGGUCCUCCAGGAACUGGAAAAACAUCCCUGUGUAAAGCUUUAGCCCAGAAAUUGACCAUCAGACUCUCAAGCAGGUACCGGUAUGGCCAGUUAAUCGAAAUAAACAGCCACAGCCUGUUCUCUAAGUGGUUUUCAGAAAGUGGCAAGCUGGUAACUAGGAUGUUCCAGAAGAUUCAGGACUUAAUUGAUGACAAAGAUGCUCUGGUGUUUGUGCUGAUUGACGAGGUGGAGAGCCUAACGGCCGCCCGCAAUGCCUGCAGGGCGGGUGCCGAGCCUUCGGAUGCCAUCCGCGUAGUCAACGCCGUGUUGACCCAAAUCGAUCAGAUCAAAAGGCACUCCAACGUGGUGAUCCUGACCACUUCCAACAUCACGGAGAGGAUCGACGUGGCCUUCGUGGACAGAGCUGACAUCAGGCAGUACAUUGGGCCGCCCUCCGCAGCAGCCAUUUUCAGAAUCUACCUCUCCUGCCUGGAAGAACUGAUGAGGUGUCAGAUCAUAUACCCUCGCCAGCAGCUGCUGACCCUCCGCGAGCUGGAGAUGAUCGGCUUCAUUGAAAACAACGUGUCCAAGUUGAGCCUCCUUCUGAGUGAAAUUUCAAGGAAGAGUGAGGGCCUCAGCGGCCGUGUCCUGAGGAAACUCCCUCUUCUGGCUCACGCUCUGUACAUCCAGGCCCCCAGCGUCACCAUCGAGGGCUUCCUCCAGGCCCUGUCUCUGGCCGUGGACAAGCAGUUUGAGGACAGGGAGAAGCUCUCGUCGUGCGUGUGACCUGGCGCCCCCGUCUGCGUUCUCGGUGAGCGCACAGCAGGGAGGCGACAGGCUUCUCUCACAGCAGCGCCCGCCCGGCAAUCUCCGAGCCCGUGGCUGAGCCUUGCCGGCCAGAAACCCACAGACCGGUGGUGUUCAAGAAGCGUGUUAUAUUUACGUACUUUUAAACGCGUGUUAGAAGACAAACAGCCUGUCGUUUUCUCUGUUUUAAAAGACGAUCAUCUGAGCUCUGUGUCUCUUUGUAGAGAACCGUCUAGAUGUCCUUAUUCUAGCCUGGCUCCAGUUGAUUGGGCCCAAAAUGCUGACAAGUUUUGUUUAAAAAAGAUGACUAAUGUAAGUUUUAUAGAAGCGAAGCAGAAACUACAUUGCCUUAAAUAAGAAUGUAAUCAUAGCAUUAAAAGAGAAGUACACAUCACUCAAGGCAAGGCAGCAUUUGCUUCCUGCUGUGAGCUUGUUUGGUUUAGUGCAGACAUUUCGGAGACUGAUGACUAGGAAAAACCUGUUCCUAUGUUAACAGAAAUCGAGAAGAAAAUUCUAGGGCAGGUGCUCUUCUCAGUAAGCAGACAGGCUGCACUUGCAGGGGAGGAGCAGCUGACGCGGGGCAAGCCUCCCUGGUGUCCAGUGCAGGCCGGCAUUUCGGGGACGUUUCACGGUCAGUCACGGCUCAAAUGCAGAUUGAUGUUAACAGGUGUAAAAUACAUUGGCCAAUAAUGGAUGUAUUCCACAGAAUAUCGUGUUUGUUGCUUUCAUCUCAUACUAAAAUAAAUUUCAUAUUAGUGUUUCGUAUACAUUUUUAAAAGAACACGUUACCUUUUGUCACAGAACUUCUUAAGUAUUAAAAUUGUUUUUCCAAAA